Messenger RNA from Culex quinquefasciatus (southern house mosquito), 950 nucleotides. RefSeq names its product ribosomal RNA-processing protein 7 homolog A. Gene Ontology annotation, cellular component: CURI complex; UTP-C complex. Bases 114 to 875 code for a protein of 253 amino acids. The transcript has 2 exons. Lineage: Eukaryota; Metazoa; Arthropoda; Insecta; Diptera; Culicidae. Gene Ontology annotation, molecular function: RNA binding. The record is from RefSeq and is a predicted model, not a curated record. Gene Ontology annotation, biological process: rRNA processing; ribosomal small subunit assembly.
UCGAAUGAUCUGCAACUGGUAACCCUAUCGAAACGCACGAGGAAUCCAAAAGUGUAAAUAAAGCAGUUUUUUGAAGCAAUCAGAGCGAAUCAGUAGUUUAAAAUAAUUUCAAAAUGAGUUUGGAUGCCGCGGAAUUUACGGAACACCCGCUCAAAUUCGACCCCUCAGACAGCGCCUUCCACCGGAUACUCGUAAAAGAAAAUGAAUCCCGCACGAUCAACCGGCUGAAACCCGCUGGCCGGACGCUCUUUGUGCUGAACGUCCCCCCGUACGCCACGGCCGCAUCCCUAGCGCAGGCCUUCAGUGCCGCCGGUCCCGUAGCCAGCGUCCUGCUGCAGGAGAAACCCUCGGAAGAACCGGAAAAGGAAGACGCCGGGCACAAGUUCAAGGUGGCUUACGUGGUCUUUGAGAAGGCGUCGUCGGCGCGGAAAGUGUUGGACAAAAAGUGCUCGCUGAGGGCGUUGAACGGGGAUGGGCAGUUGGUGACCGGGAUGGACAAGUGGCGGCGGGAGUUCGAGCAGGACGUGCCGAAUCCGGUGGAGUUGCAGCGCGAGAUUGAUGAGUACAUGGCCGGGUAUGAUCGAGAGGUGCAGAAGCAAAAGAAGGUGGAGGAGGAGGGCGGCGAGGCGGAUGACGAGGGUUGGGUUACGGUGACGAAGGCCAGCGUGAACACGUUUACCCAGCGGGAGGCCACGAUCAGCAAGAUGGAGGAGAAGAUGAGCAAGGACCGGCGGCAGAAGGAGUUGAAGAACUUUUACACGUUCCAGAUUCGCGAGUCGAAGAAGAACGACAUUGUCAGUUUGAGGAAAAAGUACGAUCGGGAUCUGCAGAAGAUGGAGCAGAUCAAGAAGACGAAGCGGUUUAAGCCGUACUGAGGACGGGAAAGGCAAGGGUUUGUUCGGCGUCAAUAAAGAAGCUGCUUGCGAUAAACUGUUAAUGUAUACUUUACA